Chroicocephalus ridibundus (black-headed gull) is the source of this 3894-nucleotide messenger RNA. It is a transcript of the gene FBXL17, whose product is annotated as F-box and leucine rich repeat protein 17. Bases 444 to 2306 code for a protein of 620 amino acids. The record is from RefSeq and is a predicted model, not a curated record. NCBI's taxonomy places the organism in Eukaryota, Metazoa, Chordata, Aves, Charadriiformes, Laridae. The transcript has 9 exons. Gene Ontology annotation, biological process: SCF-dependent proteasomal ubiquitin-dependent protein catabolic process. Gene Ontology annotation, molecular function: protein binding. Gene Ontology annotation, cellular component: SCF ubiquitin ligase complex.
GUGGCAGUGAGUGCGUGUGUGGCAGUGAGUGCGUGUGGGGCGAUUGAGGGGGUUGUGGGUGGGAUGGGGCAGGGGCAGCCCGCGCCCCCCCCGCGGAGCCGCCACCGGCUCCCUGACGGGCGGCUACGAGGAGAGGCCGCCGGGCCCGCCUCUGCCGCCGGGCCCCUCAAGGCCGCUCCCCGACGCCGCCGCUGGCGGCUGCACCGUGAGGCGGCGGCCCGGUAGCGGAGCGCCGCCCCCUCGCCUCCCCCGAGGGAGGUCAGGGCGGCGGUAGCGGAAGCUUCUCCCUCCCGGCGCCGCGUCCCGGAACCAGCCCCGCCGCUGCCGCCUCCUGUCCUGUGCCGGGCCCGCCGGCUGCCGCCCCCGCCGGCAGCAUGACAGCGCCCGCCGCCGCCUCCCGCAGGUGACACCCCGCGGGCCCUUCCGCCUCUGCCGCCUCCUAUAUGGGCCACCUGCUCUCCAAGGAGGCAAGCAGCCUGAGCCGGGACCGCGACCGCCGCUGCCGCCGGGGGAGGAAGGUGCCGCCGCGCAGCCGGAGCUGCUUCCUGCGCGGGCCCUGCAUGCUCUGCUUCAUCGUGCACAGCGCCAGCCCGCCCGCCCCGGACCAGCCCCUGCCCGCCGGGGACCCCCUGCUGCCACCGCCGCCCUACGCGACCCUCGCCAGCGCGGAGCAGCGCGCCGCCCGCCGCCUCCUCCGCCUGCCGCCCGCCGCCUGGGAGCCGCGGGGCCGCUGCCAGCGCCUCCUCCUCUCGGGCCUGCUGCCCUCGCCGGUGCGGGGCCUCCUGGGGCCGGUGAGGCCGCCCGGAGAGGUCGCCUCCGAGAUGGUGUGUAAGCGCAAGGGGGCCGGCCUGCCCGCCUGCCCGCCCUGCAAGCAACCGCGCUGCGCGGCCGCUGCUGCGGCGGAGCCCGAGGCCGCCGCCUGCCAGUGCCCCGGGGAGGCGCAGCUCUGCGCCCUGCCCGCCGCCGACAGCUGCGCGGCGGGCGGUGGGGGAGCGCCGGCCCGAGAGGCCGCCGGGGACAGCGGCGGCGGGGGGCAGCCCACCUCGCCGCCUCCUCCCGCGCCGGAGGAGGAAGGGGAGAAAGAGAAGGAGAAAGGUGGCGAGGAGCCGCUGGAGCACCCCGGAGACUGCUGCCGAGAGCCGCUGCCGCCGCCAGCCCCGGACAUUAACCAGCUGCCGCCCUCCAUCCUCCUCAAGAUAUUUUCCAAUUUAUCCCUGAAUGAGCGUUGCCUUUCAGCAUCAUUAGUCUGUAAAUACUGGCGUGACCUCUGUUUAGAUUUUCAGUUUUGGAAGCAGCUGGAUCUCAGUAGUCGUCAACAGGUCACUGAUGAGCUGUUGGAAAAGAUUGCAUCAAGAAGCCAGAAUAUUACUGAAAUCAAUAUUUCUGAUUGUCGCAAUGUAUCUGAUACAGGAGUAUGCAUAUUAGCAAUUAAAUGUCCCGGACUCCUAAGGUAUACUGCCUACAGGUGUAAACAGCUUUCUGACACGUCUAUUAUUGCGGUUGCCUCUCAGUGUCCUCUUCUUCAGAAAGUGCAUGUAGGCAAUCAAGACAGACUGACUGAUGAAGGUCUAAAGCAGCUGGGAUCAAAAUGCAGAGAAUUGAAAGACAUUCAUUUUGGGCAAUGUUACAAGAUCUCAGAUGAAGGAAUGAUCAUUAUAGCUAAAGGCUGUCUGAAGUUGCAAAGAAUAUACAUGCAGGAAAACAAAUUAGUGACAGAUCAGUCAGUGAAAGCUUUUGCAGAACAUUGUCCUGAGCUGCAGUAUGUUGGUUUUAUGGGCUGCUCUGUUACAUCCAAAGGAGUCAUUCACCUUACCAAUCUAAGAAAUCUUUCCAGCUUGGAUCUACGUCAUAUCACAGAACUGGACAAUGAAACCGUGAUGGAAAUAGUAAAGAGAUGCAAAAACCUUAAUUCCCUCAAUCUGUGUCUGAACUGGAUCAUUAAUGACAGAUGUGUGGAGGUGAUUGCCAAAGAAGGCCGGAACCUGAAAGAGCUGUAUUUGGUAUCCUGCAAGAUCACUGACUAUGCUCUGAUAGCCAUUGGACGAUACAGCAUGACAAUAGAGACGGUGGAUGUUGGAUGGUGCAAAGAAAUCACAGACCAUGGAGCCACCCAAAUUGCACAAAGCAGCAGGUCUCUCAGAUAUUUGGGGCUGAUGAGAUGUGAUCAGGUGAAUGAAGCCACGGUGGAGCAGCUGGUGCAGCAGUAUCCACAUAUAACCUUCAGUACUGUACUACAAGAUUGCAAGAGGACAUUGGAACGGGCUUAUCAAAUGGGCUGGACACCCAAUAUGUCCACUGCCUCUUAACCGCCUAUACCAACGUGUUCCACAGUUCCACUCUGCUGCAUUCAGUAGAUAUAAUGGGGAUUGCAGAGGGUUCACAACCUUUCAUAUGAUGCAAUAUAAUUGUGAGUUUACAGAGGUUACAGUAAAAUGGCAAAAGCUGUACACUGAUUUUAAUGUACUGUACAACUAAGUACUAAUACUGAAGCAAAACUUUAGAAAUGCGUCGCAUUUUUCUUUGCAUAAAAGAUAUAAAAGCCUUUGGCAGUUUUCUUGAAGUGGAUUGCUACUAGUUCUCAUUAUAGUUUGAGUUAUAGAAUAUGUUAAGCUUUUUUUCCUUUGUUUACUUUACUUUGCCUUGGCCAUGUGUGUUUCCUUUGAUUUGUGAGUGGUAACUCAGUGCUAGCACCAGUGCAGUUGAUCGACAGAGGCCUGUGUUGAAACUGGGAGAUAACUUGAUCCUUGUUAUUUACUAAAGCUACCCCAGGAGCUUUUAGAUGCACAGUAAUAAGAAAAUCUACAAAAAAUUGUGAUCUUUAAUAAACCUCUUUAUAAUUAUACAAAUCAUUAUUUUGAACAGAAAUUUUAGUAAAUAAUGAUAAUGACAGAAUUUAUAUUUAAUGGACAAUCUGAAUUCUUUUCUUUCUACCACUCAACGGAAUAGAUAUUUCCUUUCAUUUUGUUCUGUCUAAAAGAAGAGAUGCUGUAGAGAUUUCCAGAUCCUUCCACCUUGCCAUUUUUAUAAGUGAGUUAACAGUGCUUAACCUAACACUGAUAACCAGCUCCCACUUCAUACAGUCAAACAGUAAUUGAAUACACCAACUAUCAGAAAUAAGUUAACAGACAAUGUUUAAAUAUCUGAUUGAAAAGAUUACUUUUUUUUUUUUUAAAAGUGAACUUGUCUCCUCUGAUUAUGCUGUUAUGUUGCUGAAUUGGGAAAUCCAGAUGAAUGGGUGUAAGCCAGUAACAGGAUUCCUCUCGUUUCCCAUGUGGUUGUUACUUUACAACAGAUCUUACAAUGCAAAGAGUGCUUACCUUGAGAAGGCGGUCUAAACACACGUCCCAUCAUGGGUAUCAUUUUGUAGGAUCAGAUGCUUCAUCAUACAGUGUAUGCAAGAAAAUACCCAGAGUAAAUACACAAAACGAUUAAUUUCUGUGUGUCACGUUGCAUUCUAAGGACUUAAAUUUGACAUGGGGAUAGUUAAAAUACAGACAUUGCAGCUUCAAUUUGAAGUUGCAUUAGCCUUUAUAGUAUUACCAUUUGGUUAAGAAUGUUUUCAGGUGUGUAACACUGGAUAUUUGUUUUUAACGUUACAGCAAAGUAUGAAAUGCUUAAGCUGAAAAGUUGCCAUUAUUGUCAAAAUGUUUUGCUAAUCCAGAAGGUCUAAUGCAGUAUAACCUAGAAGCUUGUUUAAUAUGGCUGUAUAACUCUCUGUAAAACUGUUGAUUUCCAUAGCAUAAUUUUUUACAACAGAAACAUCAGCUCACAGUAAUUCCAGUGAGGGUGUUGAAUGUUUUCUUAUUAGAGUUUUCAAAAUGGGGAUGAACUAAUUUCUCUGGAAAAAAUAUAUGGUAAAGUUUUCGCUUUAAAUAAAUGGUAAAUACUUGUGAA